UUGCAGUCCUCGGGUUAACAAAUUGCUAUUGGUUUUGUUUUUUUAUAUUGAAUUGUUUCGGUAAUUUCUGAAAUGGAUCCAAUCACAGUUUUACAAAGUAGAAUUGAACAACUUGAAGCAAAGUUAGGUUUAGCUGUGAGUUCGAGUCCAGACGGUCAACAGAGAGAUUCUGCUACCAGCCAUUUACUAAACGCGGCUCAAACUAUGAACAAUGCCACAGUGGGACACGAAAAGCUCACUGAAGCUGUGAAUAUGGCCAAUGAACUGAAUAAUUACACCGACCCAAAUUUCGUUGAAAUGAGUGAGCAGAGCAACAAGCACAAGCAGGUGGUGGCAGCUGCGGAGCCCGUGCUGCGCCAUCACUGCUCCUGCAUGCACCGCUGCAAACAGGCUGUUCCAGUAUUAGAGUCUGAACCAAUACAGCAUGUUCCUGAAAUGCAGGCAACUGUUGAUAACAUGCACCAAGCUGCAGCAGAAGAAAAGGCUGAAGCAGACGCAGUAUCGCUUGGAAUACAAGAGAUAGCUGAGACGUGCGGCGCGGCUGCGGCGGCAGCGUCGGAGCAGCUGGCGGGCGCGGCGCGGCGCGUCGAGCAGGCCGAGCACAAAUUGUUUCCGCAGCGCAGGAACGGCCUGGAUUAGCUGAGCCCAUCCCUCGUUUCUCCACUUUCCACUCCCAGCUCCACUACUGCUUUACUGCAUUUGGUUCUUUAUCUAGCAAGUCGAUUAUACAUUUUUCCGGACUUCUUUCGGAAUAAUCCGGAGUUUUAAUUAAUUUGUCUACAUUCUUCGUUUUACAUCUCCAACUGUCGUGCUUUUUACGAAUCGUUGAACUUUUAAAGUGGUUAUUAUUUAAAUUGUAUUAUUUUUAUAUUAUACAAAACUGACAUAAUAAAUUAUUCUUUGACAUAAAA
Messenger RNA from Cydia strobilella, 911 nucleotides. RefSeq lists its product as uncharacterized. Gene Ontology annotation, cellular component: dynactin complex. Bases 73 to 639 code for a protein of 188 amino acids. The record is from RefSeq and is a predicted model, not a curated record. The transcript has 4 exons. Gene Ontology annotation, biological process: cytoskeleton-dependent cytokinesis. Lineage: Eukaryota; Metazoa; Arthropoda; Insecta; Lepidoptera; Tortricidae.